CACUUUUACCGCCCCCUUGCGGCCUUGCCUAGCAUCGUCGCCUUUGACUUGCCUACGCCGCCUCGAAAUUUCCUCCGUUGAUCACUUGCCGUGCUUGUACCCGUCUCCGACUCGCUUCCUGCUCUCUCAACCGCCACCACGUCUUGCUCUUCAUCGGCCGAGGUCGGUGCUGGGUAUACCGGCCCCCUUCUGUUCAGGAAGGAGCCUAGCGGUGCCUUGUGUGCAGAAUCCUUGUUUUUCUUUUCUCCUUCUUCUUUCGAGAGGAGGAAGCCCUAGGGUUCGUGUAAGGCCGGUUGCCGCGGAGAUCGAUGGUAGCUCGGCGUAGUUUCCGCUAUGGAUGACUCCGGGAGCACCCCGAGGAGUGGUUCCGGCGUCGGCGGUGACCUUCACAUGGAAUGGCAGAUCUCGUUGGCUCUGGAAGCGCUGACCGGGACAUUAACAAGAUACUGAUCGCAUUGAAAAAGGGCACCCAAUUACUUAAAUAUGGUCGCAAGGGGAAGCCAAAGUUCUACCUGUUUCGUCUAUCCAAUGAUGAAUCAACAUUGAUUUGGUUUUCUAGUAGUGGAGAAAGACUAUUGAAGCUGGCUUCUGUUUCAAGGAUUAUUCCAGGACAAAGAACAUCUGUUUUUCAGCGAUAUUUACGCCCAGACAAAGACUACUUGUCUUUUUCACUCAUUUACAAUGAUGGCAAAAGAUCUCUCGACCUGAUAUGUAAAGAUAAAGUUGAAGCAGAGGUUUGGUUUUCAGGCCUCAAGGCAUUAAUUUCCGCAGGACAAUAUGGACGCCCAAAAAUAGAUGGAUGGAGUAACGGACUCUAUUAUAAUGAAAACAGUAAAUUUGCAUUGAACAAUAAUAGCAAUCAUUCUAUCAGUUCCAUACUUGAUACUUCUGAAUCCAGACUAACUACAGAUAGUUUGCAUUACCAAUCUUUUGAUUAUUCAAUAAACUCUGAAAGAUCAGAUGUGACAAAUAUGCAUGUAAAAGGAGCUUCUUCAGAUGGAAUUAGAAUUAGCAUUUCCAGUGUUCCUAGUACAUCCAGUCAUGGGUCUGUGCAGGAUGAAUUUGAUGCCUCUGGAGACGUCUAUGUUUGGGGCAAAGUCAUUUCUGAUACCUCUGCUAGGGUAAGUACUGAUAGAAAUAGUAAUCCUUCUAGUUCAAGGACAGAUAUUCUGCUCCCCAAACCACUGGAGUCCAAUUUAGCAUUUGACGUUCAUUAUGUGGCCUGCGGAGCGAGGCAUGCUGCCCUUGUUACAAAACAGGGAGAAGUGUUCACAUGGGGUGAAGAAUCUGGUGGGCAACUUGGUCGUGGAGUUUCUUCUGAUACUGGUCAUCCUCUCAUUGUGGAAUCUUUAACAAUGUCUAAUGUUGAUUUUGUUGCUUGUGGGGAGUUCCAUACCUGUGCUGUUACUGUGUCUGGUGAACUUUAUACAUGGGGUGAUGGCACACAUAAUAUUGGGCUUCUUGGUAAUGGUACAAAUUUAAGCCACUGGAUCCCAAAAAGAGUGUCAGGGUUAUUGGAAGGGCUUCAAGUUUCUUAUGUUUCUUGUGGCGUUUGGCAUACUGCCUUGAUUACCACAACAGGGCAAUUAUUCACAUUUGGUGAUGGCACUUUUGGUGUUUUGGGCCAUGGAAAUCGAGAAACAGUUUUAUAUCCUAGGGAGGUGGAAUCAUUGAUGGGCUUGAAGACAAUAGCUGUUUCAUGUGGAGUGUGGCAUACUGCAGCAGUCGUAGAAGUUAUUGUAACACAGUCCAGUACAUCAUCUGGAAAAUUAUUCACAUGGGGUGAUGGUGACAAGAAUCGUCUUGGCCAUGGUGACAAGGAACCAAGGCUUAAGCCAACCUGUGUGGCUUCACUUAUUGAUUACAAUUUUCACAAAUUAGCUUGUGGCCAUAGCCUUACAAUUGGCUUGACCACUUCUGGACAUGUUUUAACCAUGGGAAGUACAGUUUAUGGCCAACUGGGUAAUCCCCAGUCAGAUGGAAAGCUUCCAUGCUUAGUAGAAGACAAGCUAGUUGGUGAAGCUGUCGCAGAGGUUUCUUGUGGUUCAUUUCAUGUUGCAGUCUUGACUAUCAGAGGUGAAGUUUACACAUGGGGAAGAGGUGCUAAUGGACGGUUAGGCCAUGGAGACCUUGAGGAUCGUAAAACUCCUACAUUAGUUGAAGCUCUCAAAGACAGACAUGUGAAACAUAUCUCCUGUGGGUCGACCUUCAGUGCUGCAAUAUGCCAGCACAAGUGGGUAUCAAGUGCCGAGCAAUCCCAAUGCUCAUCAUGUAGACAGGCAUUCGGGUUCACCCGAAAGAGACACAACUGUUACAACUGCGGGCUUGUUCAUUGUCACCAGUGCAGCUCAAGAAAGGCUCUAAGAGCAGCUCUGUCUCCAAAUCCUGGAAAACUACACCGCGUUUGUGAUUCAUGCUAUGUAAGAUUGACUAAUACUGUAGAUACCAGUGGAUUUGUAAGCAAGAAAAUUUCUAAGCCCCGUAUUUCUGGCGAAAGCAAAGAUAGGUUUGAUAGAAUGGAUACAAGCUUAUCCAAUGCUCUUUCAUCCAGUAAUUUAGAUUUGGCCAUCAGUUCUGAUGCUAAAGUGUCCUUUGAUGGGGACCCUUCCUCUGUGACUCAAUAUUUUCAAAUCCCUCAAGUUUUACAGCUGAAAAGCACUUCUUUCACUGGUGGUGCAGAUGUGCAUCAAAGUGUUCCCAGACCAACAACUAAGUCUAGAAAUCAUUCUAGAGCUGUUUCACCUUUUUCAAGAAAGCCCAGUCCUCUGCGUUCUACAACUCCUACUCCUACGAUGGCUGGCCUUUCAUUCUCUAAAAGCUUCUCGGACAAUCUGAAGAAAACAAAUGAUUUUCUGAAUCAAGAACUUCUUAGGUUACACUCUGAGGUUGAUAAUUUGAGGCAACGUUGUGAGCGUCUAGAAUUUCAGUUGGAGAAAUCUGAAAAGAAAGCUGUAGAAGCCUCAAAGCUUGCAUCAGAGGAAUCUGCAAAAUCCAAAGCUGCCAAAGAAGUUAUAAAAUCAUUAUCUGCACAGUUGAAAGAAAUAGCAAAAAGACUUCCUGAAGGAGUCGAUGAAACUGAUCUGAUAGGAUCCGUGCAUUUUCCAAAUGGCACUGGAUCUCAGGCAAUUCAUCAAUACUCUGAUUUGAGUUCUGAAAUCCCUCCAAGUAGUGAAAUAUUGGAGGAGACAAAUACUAUAGAAGAAAUUGUUGAAGCUAAUGGGACAGCUACAUCCUUUCCAGAUCAUGCAGUUGAACACUUCUCCAGAUUUGAAGAUGUGUCUGAAAUUCAACAUAAUGGUAACAGAGAAAUACCAGAGACAAACACUAGUGUAGAUGACCUUGAUAGCCCCAAGUCAGAUGGCAAUCAAGUUGAGGCUGAGUGGAUAGAACAAUUUGAACCAGGUGUAUAUAUAACUCUAAUUGCACUUCGUGAUGGAACCCGUGAACUGAAGAGAGUUCGUUUCAGUAGGAGAAGAUUUGGAGAGCAGCAGGCAGAAGCUUGGUGGUCUGAAAAUGCAGAGAGGGUGCAUGAUAAAUAUAAUUUCCGUGGGUUAAAUAUGACUUCAUGAGUAAGAUACAUGAGUCCUAUACGCUAGGAAGUGAAUUCUACAUUUAUGAUCCAAGUAAACUAGCCAUUGAGAACAGCUGGAAGGGAAUUCAACAUGACCUAGUAGUAUAUAUUCAAGUUAACUUUGUGAAAUAGAUUCUUGGAACCUUAUUACAAUAAGUAAUCUACUUUUCCCACCACAUACGUUCUCUGGAAAGUCUGCUCCCUUAUGUACCAUCUACGGAUCAUAAUUUCCUUUGCGGCUUCUCUCAAAUGCUCGUUGUUUUUUCUGCAUUCUGCUGCAUUGUAACAUAAAUGACACGGCACACGAGCACGGUCAGAGAAAAAAAGGGAGCAUCUUUCAAUAGGAAUCCCUCUUUUGUUAUUUUUUUUUUGGAUUUCAUCUCUUUAUUAAAUGUAACUGCGCAAAUUUAUUGAGUUAUAUAUAAUGAUGAUUUCCAAGAGCA
This is a messenger RNA of Zingiber officinale, 4014 nucleotides long. RefSeq names its product PH, RCC1 and FYVE domains-containing protein 1-like. The transcript is spliced from 9 exons. NCBI's taxonomy places the organism in Eukaryota, Viridiplantae, Streptophyta, Magnoliopsida, Zingiberales, Zingiberaceae. Gene Ontology annotation, molecular function: metal ion binding. The coding region runs from base 396 to 3569 and encodes 1057 amino acids. The record is from RefSeq and is a predicted model, not a curated record.